CCCUUUCGCCGGAGCGCCACUUGAGAGACCAACAAUGGCUUUGGAAGCUUACGCAUCACAAGCAUCCGAUUCAAUCCAUGCCAACGUUCUCUCACAAGCAAGGCUAGCUUGCUACAAGGCACGUGAUGCAUUUUAUGCAUGUUUAGAGAAGGAAUCGAACAAAAAACCCACAGAAAUUGCAUAUGUGGGGCUGCUUUACCCUGUGGAAUGCAAGAAAAACAGAGAGGCAUAUGUGAAGCAAUGCAGACCCACUUGGGUGAAGCAUUUUGAUAGGCAGUACUGUGCAAAGAAGAGGGUCCAGAGGCUGUUGGAUGAUAACGAGUCCAGGAGAGGGGUUUAAAGCUGGGCCCCUUCCGGAAGAUGCAAGUGAAUAGUCUAUCAGUUGUCCUUGUAACUUACCCGCACGACCCUUGCUUCGAACUUUACAAAACUUAAAUUGAGAACAAGAAGUCGCUGAUGUGCCAAGUUAUAAAGCAUUUUGCAAAUCUAAGAAGUCUGCUUGUGGCAUUCAUGUGCAUACUCAGCUAUGUG
Olea europaea var. sylvestris is the source of this 531-nucleotide messenger RNA. RefSeq lists its product as uncharacterized. Gene Ontology annotation, cellular component: mitochondrion; respiratory chain complex IV. The record is from RefSeq and is a predicted model, not a curated record. The transcript is spliced from 4 exons. NCBI's taxonomy places the organism in Eukaryota, Viridiplantae, Streptophyta, Magnoliopsida, Lamiales, Oleaceae. Bases 35 to 340 code for a protein of 101 amino acids.